AUGGCGGCAAUAGUGGUGGAUGUGGCAGACUUGAUGACAGAGGAAACCGCGACAGAAGGAACAGUGGAAGAGUUGGCUAGAAUGAAGGACACUCCAGUUCUGAAUUUGGUCAUGUUGGUCAACCUGCAACUUUUGGUUGGUGGGGUAUUAGUCAUACCCACUUGCCGACUCAAUGGGCUUGUCUUCAUCUCCUCAGCAGACUGCAAACUGGGCACGAAUCCACCGACUGAUUUGAGAUCUUGGUACUGUUCAAUUGCUUCUGGAUGCGGAUCUAGAUAUGUAGAUUUCUUGUAA
Molecule: messenger RNA, 294 nt
Organism: Lactuca saligna
Lineage: Eukaryota; Viridiplantae; Streptophyta; Magnoliopsida; Asterales; Asteraceae
Source: the annotation of a GenBank genome assembly